Messenger RNA from Trichechus manatus latirostris (Florida manatee), 2009 nucleotides. RefSeq names its product endoplasmic reticulum protein 44 (gene ERP44). The transcript is spliced from 10 exons. Lineage: Eukaryota; Metazoa; Chordata; Mammalia; Sirenia; Trichechidae. Gene Ontology annotation, cellular component: endoplasmic reticulum-Golgi intermediate compartment; endoplasmic reticulum membrane. Gene Ontology annotation, molecular function: protein disulfide isomerase activity. The record is from RefSeq and is a predicted model, not a curated record. Bases 367 to 1446 code for a protein of 359 amino acids. Gene Ontology annotation, biological process: protein folding.
UAGGGAGGAAGUAUAAAGUUUGCAUUCUUUCAUAGGCUUUAUAAUAUCUUUAUUGAAUUAUAGCUAAAAUGUGUGACCUAAUCACAAGUCGAUUAAAGAGUUCAAAGGCUUCAUUUAAAUAAAUUUCUUGAUAGAAGAGGACUCUGAAAGCAAUGAUAGCAAUUAUAGUUUCUGUUUGUUAACAAGUACUCAUAUACCCUUUUCAUGUGAGAAAAAUGACCAUUCUAACCCAGCUGAUAGUGUGCUGAUUCUGAUUCUUCCCUUUUUUUCUUAUUAGCUCCCAUUCAUGACCAACAGCAUAUAUUUGUGAAGUGGUUGGCCUGAUUAAGGGACAGUCAGAAUUAGAAGUCAAGUUUCUGGAAUAUUAUGGGGUUUAUCCCCCUCUUUUUAAGGUGUCGUUUCAGCCAGAUGUUGCAUCCAAUUUUUGAGGAAGCUUCCAAUGUCAUUAAGGAAGAAUACCCAAAUGAGAAUCAAGUAGUGUUUGCUAGAGUUGAUUGUGAUCAGCACUCUGAUAUAGCCCAGAGAUACAGGAUAAGCAAAUACCCAACCCUCAAAUUGUUUCGUAAUGGAAUGAUGAUGAAGAGAGAAUACAGGGGUCAGCGAUCAGUGAAAGCACUUGCAGAUUACAUCAGGCAACAAAAAAGUGACCCUGUUCAAGAACUUCACAGCUUAGAAGAAAUCACCACUCUUGAUCGCAGCAAAAUAAAUAUCAUUGGAUAUUUUGAGCAAAAGGAUUCAGACAAGUAUAGAGUUUUUGAAAGAGUAGCAAGUAUUUUGCACGAUGAUUGUGCCUUCCUUUCUGCAUUUGGGUCUGUUUCAAAACCAGAAAGAUUUAGCGGAGACAACAUAAUCUACAAACCUCCAAUGCUUUCUGCUCCAGAUAUGGUAUACUUGGGAUCUAUGACAAAUUUUGAUGCGACUUUCAGUUGGAUUCAAGAUAAAUGUGUUCCUCUUGUCCGAGAAAUAACAUUUGAAAAUGGAGAGGAAUUGACAGAAGAAGGACUGCCUUUCCUCAUACUCUUCCACAUGAAAGAGGAUACAGAAAGUUUAGAAAUAUUCCAGAAUGAAGUAGCCCGGCAAUUAAUAAGUGAAAAAGGUACAAUAAACUUUUUACAUGCUGACUGUGACAAAUUUAGACAUCCUCUUCUGCACAUACAGAAAACGCCAGCAGAUUGCCCCGUAAUAGCCAUUGACAGCUUUAGGCAUAUGUAUGUGUUUGGAGACUUCAAGGAUGUGUUAGUUCCUGGAAAACUCAAGCAGUUCGUAUUUGACUUACAUUCUGGAAAACUGCACAGAGAAUUCCAUCACGGACCUGACCCAACCCUUGAUAUUGCCCCAGGACAGGAAUCCCAAGAUGUAGCAAGCAGUCCACCUGAGAGCUCCUUCCAGAAGCUAGCACCCAGCGAAUAUAGGUAUACUUUAUUGAGGGAUCGAGAUGAGCUUUAAAAACUUGAAAAACAAUUUGCAAGCCUUUCAAACAGCAGCAUCAAUUUAUGUGGUGGAAAUAGUAAACCUAUAUUUUCAUAAUUCUGUGUAUUUUUAUUUUGAAUAAACUGAAAUACGUUUUGGGUUUUUAUUUUUUUUUCCCCUUGACUCAGAAUGCAUUGCCAUUUAAUAUAGCCUCUUUUUAAAAUGUGCUAGGGUUAAAAAAUAAAAACCAGAGGCCUAUCUUUGCUUUAAAUCUGUCCUGUAAAACAUUUAUAAAUCAAGUAAAACGUGGCAUUGCCAGAGACAUACCAUUAACUUGCACUGUUAGGUUAGGGAGGACUUUGGGGUGUUUCCUGUGUAGUAUGUGCUUUUCUUUCUUUUCUUUUCAUAUGAUCAAUUCUGUUGGUAUUUUCAGUAUCACAUUUCUCAAAGCUAAGGGGGUAUAUAUUCUGGAUACUUGGGAGGGGAAUAAAUUAAAAUUUUCACACUGUGUACUGUGUUUUACUGAUUGGUUGGAUAUUACUUACGAAAAUUCCAUAGUGGUAUUUUUUGGACUCUUAAUGUGUAACUUAAACAUACUA